UCCGGUUCCGGUGGGUGUCGUCAUGGCGGCAGAUGGUGGAGAGAUGGCAAAACCUAGUGUAGUAAUUUUAGGAGGUUGUGGUUUCAUUGGCAGAAACCUUGUACAGUACCUGAUUGAAAAUGACCUUGUAUCAGCAGUGCGUGUGGUAGACAAAGUUCCACCACAAACUGCAUGGCUCAAUGACAAACACCAACAAUUAUUUAAUAUUCCUAAAGUCCAAUUUAAAAGUGCCAACCUGAUAAAUCCUGCAUCCUGCCAGUAUGCAUUGUCAGUAGAAGAGGGUGGUUGGGAUUACGUGAUAAAUUGUGCUUGUGAAACAAAAGUGGGACAAACUGACCCUGUCUACAGAGAAGGAAUUUUAAAACUCAGCUUGAACUGUGCUGCAGAAGCAGCCAAACUGAAUGUCAAGAGGUUUGUUGAGGUAUCCACUGGUCACAUGUGUUCCUCGAAUAAGGUUCCCCACAAAGAAGAUGGGAAAGUGGAACCAUGGACGUAUAUUGCUAAGUUUAAGAGACAGGUGGAAGAAGAACUUCAUAAUAUUCCUGGCCUUCGCUUCACAGUAGUAAGGCCUGCUAUUGUAUAUGGAAUUGGUGAUCGACAUGGCCUGGCACCACGCCUUGUGAUUGGUGCAGUGUACAAACAUCUUGGUGAAAUGAUGAAGCUUCUUUGGGGCAAAGACCUGAAGAUGAACACAAUUCAUGUGACUGACCUGUGCCGUGCUAUAUGGCACUUGGCAAUACGAGAUGAUACUUUGUCUCAGAUUUAUAAUGUAGUAGACAAAGGUGACACUACUCAAGGAAUGAUUAGCAAUCUGGUGUCUGAGAUAUUCAACAUUAACCAUGAUUAUUGGGGCUCAGUGAGCUUGUCAUUGUGUAAGCUAGACAUGGCUAGCUUAGUAGAUGAAGUGAAUGACAAACACCUUGGACCUUGGGCUGAGGCUUGUAAUCAAAGUGGAGUGGAGAAUACACCAUUAACCCCGUAUAUUGACCAAGAGCUGCUAUAUAAUAAACAUCUGUACCUGGAUCCUAGUAAACUUGAGAGUACUGGAUUUUCAUGGCUCGUUCCUCAGAUUACCAGAAACAAAUUGCAGGAGAUCAUUGAUGACUAUGCAGAAAUGAACCUGUUUCCACGGUCACUGAUUUUGUGAUGACAUCAUCCAAGGCAAAGUCCUGUGAACAGAACUCAACUGUUGGCCUACUAUAGUACUUUAUAAUACCAGCCUGUGAUCAAGUUGAAUUUAAGUGAUUGCAUUUAAUUCAUAGUGUUACCAAAUAAUACCGCAGUCUUUUAUUACUGAUGAAUGAAGAUGACUAAAAACAUUAAAAUGUUCUGAUUAUGGAGACUGGGCUAUAAGCUUUGUUAUAUUCAUGGUACAGAGCAAGAAAAGUGAUGCAUAAUCCAGUCAGUCUUUUAAAUGUAGAAAAAUGUAACAGAACUGAAACAAUGUUUCCUUUAUCAUAAUAUAGUCAAGUCAGUCAGGAGUGCCCAACAUACGGACUGUGGGCUAGAUGUGACUCAGAGAAAAAAUCUGACACAUUAGUUUUAGGAGUUGGCCUUAUUAAAAAUAUCCAUUUAUCUCUCUUACCUGAAGGUGAACACGCUGUUUCCCCAUAAAAAGAAGUGGAACUUAUUGUCACUUUGGCACAGAAUGUAUGUAGAAAGGAUCGCCGCAUCACAAUCAAACAUUUGCUUGCACGUUUUCUGACGGGAAGAAAAUUCACGAUGCACUAUUAAUAAAUGGUCAGAAAGAGGUGUGUUAUAUGAUGCAGCGUUUAGGACUAAUAUUAAAUCACGGACAUGUGUCUUCCUUCUGGAUAAGUUUAAAAUAAACUUUAAGCAUCACAUUAUGGAAUGAAAUAAUGAAUGUGCAUGGGGAAGUGGAGGUGAUGCUGCAUACAUUCUUGAUCUCAGCACUAGGUGUAUCUGACUAGUCAGCUUUAUGCUUUGGCUGCUUUGUCUCUGGGGAAAGAGGCCUUGGUACCCAUUGAAUAGGUGGUUGGGAGUAGGUCCAGUGCUAUUCUGGACAUGGUAAUGAAGAGAAAAAUUCCUGCCUUUUAAAAACUGAAGCAGAAUUUGAACUAAGCAGUUGUGAUGUACACAACAACAGCAUUAUGAACUUUGGACAUUUCUCAGAGUUUCUCAGGAGUCUAGAUCUUAAAACAGAGAUUGCAGAAAUAUUUUUAAUGAUUUUACUGUUACAGCAAAUUGUUUGCUUUGAAGUAUGCAUGUCCUACAUCAUACAUAAAAAUUGUAUUUCAAUUAUUAAAUUUAAAGUGAAAUUUAGUUUCCAAUAUUACAUUUAGCUCUCAGAGGUUGGCUUGGACUCUUUUAAGUUGUGAAUUUUACUAUAAGUGAUUACAAAACACAGAAUUUGUGCUUUGCUCCACUAAGUGGCAGUGAUGUUACAUAUAUAUCAUUGCUUCAAGUCUUCUGUCAUUGUUUCUGCAAAAGCUUAAUCUAGAGAGUAAAUAAUUCAUUUAGCAGAAACAUCGUUUGGCCUGCAGUAAAAUUAGUUGGGCAUUUCUGGUAUAGUCAGUCCUUUUCUGGAAUUAUUUCCUGUAUUUCAUAUAGGAAAUAAUUUUUUGAUUAACUGGAUUUUAGGUAUGUAACAACAAAAUCACUGUUACAUUUUCUGUACUUUAUACUGCCAAGUAAAAAUCCAAUGGCUACCACCCUCUUCAGCUUUGUAAUGAUAAAAAGAGAAUAGCAGGUUGCAACUUUGGAAUGUUGUGUGUUUGUUUGACUUACUUCAUUAUUACAUGUGAAUUUUGGAAACCUUCAGUAUUAUGAAUUUUGCUCCAGAUUGAGUGUUGGCUAGUAAAUUUUGUAAUAUAUGCAGGAAGAAAAUAGAUUUUCUUUGUUAGUAGUCCUAUUUUUGGCCUUAGUAGUUAUCUUUUUAUGUAAUUAUUUCCAGUACAGCUGCCAUAACCUUUAUGAAACAAAUUAUCACACAUUUUUUUACUGUUGUAAGAAAUUUGAGCAUCAUACCUUACUGAUUUCAUUAUUCACCUAUUUUAAAGUUUUAACUAUUAAUAUAUGUAUGUACACACACAUGUGAACUAGAAUAAGCAAAAAGAUAUAAAACCAAUGAAGACAAAUGUCUUUGUACUUGCUACCAUAAGAAUCAUGAAAUCUCACAUGAAAUUCAUUUGUUCUGGCAAAGUGUUCGGAAUUUAUUCAGAACCUUCAUGGAGUAGAACAUGCUGCUAUGUAUAUUUUUAAGUGCAAAUAGAAAUAAUUUUCACAUGUUUGUUUUGACAUAAUUGCAAAUAAGUCCAUCAUUAGAGUUAUAUGUCAAUACUCUUGAUUGCACUUUUGUAUUGAAGGUGCAGAAGACUAGAAAUAAUGUGUAGCAAGUGGUAGCCAUUGGAUACAAUUUACAUGGUGCUUCUGAAUAGUAAUUAUAACUUAACUCUCUGUUGACCUCUGUGUCAUGCAAUGGAACUAUAGAUAGAGAUGAGAGUGUGGCCUAUGCUUCAUAAGUGUAGGUCUACUUGUCUGAAGUUAAAUUUAUAGUUAAGUCAGUAACUGUAAUUCAUGGAUUAAAUUGUUAAUUUAAUUUGUAGGUUAAAUCAGUAAUAAGUUGAAGAUGGCUGCCUUCUGGGUUGUUUCACUGUAUAGUAUUCUAAGUAUUGAUUUAUGAUGGAGGCAGUAGACUCUUCUGAAAUGUGAGCUAGUAGCUGUGAGACUAAUGGUACAACAUCCCAGAAGACAGCCAUUUUUAUACUUGGCACUAUGAGAACCUAAUAAUUUUAUUGGUUGGCCAGGAAAGUAUUUAACUCUCUAGUCCAUUUAUACUAGGGACACAGAUAAUACUUUAUUGUAAAUGUUAAUUUUAGGUAAUAGAACAGAGGUCAUAUGUAGAACAUGAGAAAUAGAACUGUAUUUCUUUAUUUAAGGAAAUCAUAAUUUUAUGGUUUAAACUUUUGUUGAAAGUUGCAAACAUUUUAUGGUUAAAGACUUUUUAUGGUUUUCCUCAAUGCUCCCUUCGUGUGGAUGCAGACAUACUGACUAUAUUAUGACUCCCCCACCAUUUUCCUCUGAUAACACUGUCAUACCAACUACUUUCAUAUGACAGUAUCCAAUGUCAAAAAUGGUUAGAACAUGUUCUGGUAAAGUUACAAAAACAAUAAUACAAUCUAAGAAAUUUUCAUAAGAAAAGGCGAGAGUGUUGAACCAGUUGAUUUUUAUAUUGGCUGUUCACUUUAACUUAGAAAUGUCAGAUUGUCCUUUUUCUGGAUGAGUUUUUUUAAGAUUCUUACAUUUGUUACUCAGGAAUCUUUUCUCUUGUUUGCUUUUUAUACCAUGUGCAAGUUUUUGGACAUAAAGAGGUUAGUAUCAUAAAAAGUGGAUUUUAGUAGAGCAUGGAAAAAUUUCUUCUAUUUUUGACGUGAGAGAUGCAACUGUUCCAUCAGCGAUAACAUUUCAUGUACAAAAAGAAUAUACUCGAUAUUUCUAACAGACUGGCUGCUCAAGGAUGUACAUUGUGGGAGUAAUUGAAUAUUCACUGUCGAUUCUGUGAAAAUUACAAACGAAACUUCCUAUUUAGGGUUCUGAAGGAAUUCUGUUCCUUGUUCAUUACUGCAUUACCAAACUGCUUAGAUGUCUUGGUCUGUUUAUCAUCAGAUUCUGUGAGGGACAUCAGUAUGAUGCACAGGAGUGCCCUUUAUUUUUGUGAAACUUGGUAUGCCAUUGGAGACAAUUUCUCUUGACACUUCUUAAUUUCCCAUCAUCAGCUUGAUGACCAAGAAAAUUCAAAGUCAAACGGUAGUAGUGCUAAUCACUGUUAGAUUUUGUAAAAAUAUGUAACUUUAAGAGUAACAUUAUUAGAAAUGGUCAUCUUCGUUAGCAAGAAGCAGAUUUUUUCAUGAUUCUUUCGUUCUUUUAGAAUAUUGUUGAACAUCAUAGUUCAGCUUGUUAAAUCCUGUAUGUAUUUUAUCACAGAUUGUGUAUUCUCAGUGUGACCGUUGUUUCAGCCCCAUUUAAUUAGAAAUGGCGUAAACUGUGUAACUGCAGUACAGUUACAUUGUUUGAUAUACAGCUGACAAUACUCCCAAUGUAAGAUUGAACCAAAUAUAAAUUAAAAAUACUAAUUUCAAUAACUACAUUGCAUUGAGCAGAAAGGGAUGUCAUUUUUGCAAGUCAAUCGAAAUAGAAUCUGUAUUAUUAUAGUGACUUUCAUACAUUAUAUUACUUAUUUUAAUAAUUAUUAAUACUAAGAUGUAGUUAGAAUUGUUGAUAUUUGAUGAAAUCAUCCUAAUGCAUACUGCUACUGUUAUGAAUAAUUAAGAUAGUUAUAAAUUGUACUAGAUGGGAUACUGGAUGACCAGUCAGAACCACUGAUGUGUUCCCCCCCAAAUUACAAGAGCUGAUCAGAAAGAAUUUGUGGCCUGUUAUGUGUGGGGCACAGGUUACUUCUGAUGUCAGAAUUUAUCUACCCGUCUAGCAAAUGUAUUUUCUUAUGAGGGUGAUUGCCAUCCACAUGCCUCGUGUGCUUGUUCAGCCUCUUUUUUUCAUUGUAAUGUCUCCAGACAAAAUAAUCUCCAUCAUCAUGUAGAACAGGGGUUGUAAACAUUCAUCAUUACCACAGGCUGCAUUGGUUAUUCAUAUCUUUGUUGAGGAUUGCAGGAAAUUUUUUUUAAUGUGGAAUGUAAGUGAAACUAUAUUUCUUUAACAAAAAGAGUAGAGCUGGUAUUCACUUAAAAACAGAUGGGUAUGUUUCUCCAUACAACUGAGUUUAUUGUGAAGAUGUUUUUUAGGUUUCAAACAAUUUUGAUUUCAAGUCAUGGUUAAUUUUAUAAAAUUUCAGUUAUUAAUACCACUGUAAUUUUCAUGUUUUGUUAAAUUUUGAUAUAGUUUGAACAAUGGAACAAUGUACUUUUGCAUAGUAAUGUGAUUUUAAAAUUAGAAGCAUACAUCUGCAAAAUUUGUAUUUGUUUCAAAAAGUAUUUUUAUGAUUGUUUCCUUCUGUAUUUAUAUCAAUGUUCUCCUUGGUAACCAAAAAUUUUUACCAAUUGCCAAAUUGUGUCAUAGGCUGUAUAAAAAGGCUGUGAGGGCUGCAAGUUGCCAACCCCUGAUGAUGAAUGUCAUGUUAGAAGUACUUAGCUAUCAUCAUGUUAGUGGGCAUUGUCCACGACCUCUGGGGAUGAAUAUAGAAGUGCUUAGGAGAUUAUUUUGCAUUAUUGCAUGAGGUGUUAGUGGCUGAAUAGCAUGAAGGGUAUGCAAUUACAGGCAUUUCUCACAGAGGUUGUCUUUCCAUAUUUGAGUUAAGAAAUUUUCAAAUGGUUGAUUUUUAUGUUGAAAUAUUUUUUUUAAAAAAAGUACCUGACUUAACAAAUUUUGGUUUUUCACUGUGCUGUAGGUUUCAGGGAUAUUUUAUUUUUAUUUACAUGCCAUGUUUUGUUUAACAUAAUUACUCAUGUAAAACCUGUGUUAAUUUUUUGUCAUGCAAAUGAUGACAUUUCAGAAUGGAAAGAUAUCAGGUCUGAAGUUGUUUGAGUAAUGAGCACCUUCAACGCAUCUCUGUCGGUAUGAAGCAGACAUGCUUUUUGUAGUCACAAUAGUGAAUAAAAAUAAGCAUGAAGAUGCUUUGUUCUGUUUCAGAUAUUGGAGAAAAAUGAUUAUGUAAUAACUUUUUAUUUUAGAAUUUACAUUUGGGCUUUGGGUUUUGUUUUUCCUCUAUCUUACAUCUGUAUUUCCAGUGCAGUGAUAUUCCAUUGUUUUGAAUUAUCACAUGGUACUUAAUGGUAAAUAAAAAGGCUGUUCGUGAUCCGUAUGGGAUAUUUUAUAACAUGUUUCUUGUCAUUCAUUUUGAAAUGACAUGUAUAUUAUUAGAUUUUAUAUAAUGAUGCAUCUGGUAUUAUAAGAAUGUGUCUUUUGUGGCAUAAUUUGAACAUUCCUGGUAGAGGUAGUAUUACUUACAAUUGUUGUUUCUUGGCUGGCAGUGAAGCUUUGGGAACUGACUCAGAUUAUGAACUGUUUAAAAAACAGCAUAAUUUUAAUUGAAUUUGUUGGCUUAAAAGAAUUGUACAGUGAGCUGUGUAUGUAAUGCUGGAAAUAAUUUUUGAUCAUUGGUCAAAAUUGUUAUUCAGAAUUUUCUACCUUUUCAUUUACUUUAUAAUAUAAUGUUUUAUGCACAUUUUGCCACUUGUUUUGGGAUUAGUAUGUGAAUACAGUGAAAGUAGUCAGUGAUCACAGCUGGUCAUUAAAAGGUAGUUAUUGAAUGGGGAGCAAAGGCAUUCGUUUGUGUUGUUUUAUUUUACUUUUGUUCUACUCUUGAAACUCUAGUAGCAGAUUUGUGUGCAACGAAGUGUGAGAGUUGACCGUGAUAAUAACGGCAGAUUUAAGCUUGAUGUUUCUUUCAUGUACUUGGGUUAUCUGAUAUUAUAAAGAAAUCUUUCAUUCCUAAGAUUCUCAGUGAGGUUUUCCACCAUUGCAGUUAAUUCAGCGUUGAAUAAAAUAUACCAACACAUAGUCUACCAUGCAGAUCAUGUGUAUAUAUUUUAAGCAGGAGCAGGAAACUGUCUUGAUUACAAAAUGAUGCUGACCAACACAGGUCUGCACGCGUGAUGCCCUGCAUUGCUUUAUAAUGUGCUGUUAAUAUUUAAAAUACUAGACAUGAAAAUUUACCCAGCUCUUUUCUGCAUUCCAACUUUUGUGUGUUUCAACAUGUUCUCUGGCUUUGUUAUAUUCCUAGUAGAGACGCUGUGUUUUUCAGAUAUGUUAUGUAUGAUAUCUUUGCUUAGUCCAGUUAGUCAGUUCUUAGAUAACUUAUUCCCUUAACAUUGUUGGAACAUUAUUAAUAUUUUGUGAUACAGAUGCUGAUAAAACACGCUGGUUGAUUGCUGGUUGCUUAUGGUUGGCUGAUUUAUGGUGGCCUGGUAUUUAUGUUUUCCCGUGGUUUAGAAAUAAUGCUAGAGAAAACAUUGCUAGUUGUUGAGUAGUGGUCAUUAAGUUCUUUGCAUGGAGAAAGUAUGAAGACAGUAUCAUUGCCUUUUAUCCAGAAAUUCAGUUGUAAAGGCUUGUUUUAUGUUGUGAUAUAUUUUUUUUCAUGAAAAGUUGUCUGUCAUGAAUUGUUUGUAUUUCUUGUUGGACUUGUACAGUGGAUUCAUCAGGAAGAUCCCAAGCACUGAUUUUAGAAAUUUGUAGUAUGUUUUGAGCUGUGCAGAAACAUGGAGGCUGAAUAUCAGUGUAUUUUAAUUUAUCUUUCAGUACUGAUGUAGACAUUCCUCUCCAGAAGUUUUGUAUACUUACCUUAAUUACUUAACAAAUUGGAGCACACAUUUUCGCUAUUAUUUUGAUAUGUGGAAAUCUGUAGGCUGUAGUAUCAGUUUUUAAUGUUCAAUAAGUUUUGUGAUGAUUGAUGUACUGUGUGGAAAAUAUUAGGACUUUUAAUUAUGUUUUCUAGUCUUAUGAAGCUCAUAGAUUUUCUGCUUUCAUUCGCUGUAUGUUGCACAUAGUUGCAUGUAGUAUAUAAAAAUACUCAGCGUGUAUAUUUUUGCCAUAUUUGAAAUUAAACCAUCAAGGAAAUGAAAGCUCUGUAGAGUAGAUUAACUGCAGUGUUUGAAUAUGUCGACAUACUUUAAAUAGCCAAAUAAUUGCCAAAUAUCUGGUGGAAAUAGUCAUAAGUUUAAGUGUUGUCGUCAUUGUGUUUGUUCCAAAACUCACAUUACACAAGCAUGCGAAGAAUGCACUUUCUUCAUUCCAAAUAGUAGUAGGUGCUUAUUUGAUAUUAUGUGUUAGAAAAUUGACUUCAUGGAGCACAGGGUAUGUAUGACAUUGGUCUGUAUUUAUGUAUGGCACAGUACAUUGUCAAGUACUAUCAAGUAUCCAUUUGUUGGUAUAUGAAGAAGAAAAGAAAACAAACAAUUUUUCUGAUGAAUUAUGGGAUAAAAUUUAAAUGCGUUCAGGCUAACAGCUGUAGUGUCAGUAAGGGCUUCUGUUUGUUUCCACUGUACAUGUAAUGUAAUUUAAAUGCUGUUCUGUGUACCAGUAUUAAAUGUUUAUAGUUUUGGGUAACUCUGAAAAUCUUGUCAUAGGUUUUAUUGCUUUAAGUUAUGUUCAAUAUUAUUGUGUUUUGCAAACUAUGGAGAUUAAAAUAGUGUCCUUUGUGUUCGUGUUAA
Molecule: messenger RNA, 9122 nt
Organism: Zootermopsis nevadensis
Lineage: Eukaryota; Metazoa; Arthropoda; Insecta; Blattodea; Termopsidae
Source: RefSeq, a predicted model, not a curated record